UGAAGAUUUGAGGCAAGAAAAGCAAAGCAAACAAAAUUGAAUAAACUAUACUACCUAUGAUUGUUUUACGAUUGUGUAUUUACUACAUAUAUGGAAUUAGGAACAAUGGAAAAAUUUUGGAAGUAAAGUUAUGGUUACAGUACAUGAAGCAAUAAUAGGUAUAAUAAUGGAAGAAAAAACAAUAGCUAAAUACUGUUUGGGUUGUUUGGUGAAAAGCAAUGAAUUUCCCUUGGAGCUGAUUACUUUACAAAACGAAGGUUUAAAAGCUAUAUUGCAGAUGGACAAGUUGCUUUUAUGUUACAUCUGCAAGAAGAUCGCUCAACAUGUAGAUUUAUUCAUACAGAAUGUCCAAAGUAAUCAGAUUUUGAUGGAGAACUUUAGUAUUGAUGCAGAUUCAGCUUUUGAAAUAAUAAGAUCCCAGACUCAACCUUUUAUAGCCUUAAGUCGUAUAUCGCUGGAGAGUAUAUCGCUGACUGAUGAUGGCGUCAUCACCGAUGAACAGUUUUUAACGUUCCACAGUUCCAAUAAGGUGAAGAUCAAGCUUGAGGAAGUUAAGGAAGAAAGUGAAUUCCCGGACCACCUCGAAGGAGAGUUUGUGGAUGAUUCAGACUUCCACGCCCAAUUUGUAAAGGAGGAAGAUGAUUUUCCACUAAAAGAGUUGUUUAAAGUUGAAUUAAAGAAUAGUAUAAACUCCAAGCACAGAAAAAGGUCUGGCAAGAAACACAAAAUCAAUACUAAAACUAAGGUAAAACAAGAGGAUAAUGCCAAGAUAUUGGAUAAAGAUAUUACAGCAGUAGAACAAAUAUUUAUAACCAGGGAACAAUGUAUGAAAGAGAGAGAGAAAAAACUGAAAGAUAAAAUCUAUUUGGACGCCAUUUUUAAGUGUGUGGACUGUAUUAAAGGGUUCACAUUCAAAGCUAGCUACGACAAGCACAUGGAAAAACAUAGUGAGAAAAUGGGCGACUAUGAGUGUGAUAUAUGCAGACAAAGAAUGAACUCUGAAGAUAAAUUACUAGGGCAUAAGAAAUACCACGAAAUACGUUACAAAUGCGGCGCGUGCGACUUAACAAGAAUAUGUAAAACAACGAUAAUGGAUCACUACGCUGUGUUUCAUUGCUAUGACUUCCUACAACACGUCUGUUCCUACUGCUCUAAGCAGUUCAAACGAAAAGCGUCUCUUAGAAAGCACAUUUUUAACCGACACAGACAAAAAGAGAGGGUUCUGUGUAUUUACUGCAGUAAAACGUACGCCAGUAUGGAGGUGUUGAAGUCUCAUAUGAUUACGAGGCAUCCAAAAGAAGUGUCAGCAGGCAAAAGGAGUAAAAAGUGCGUUUGUCAAGUCUGCGGCAUGGCGUUCGGUUCCCCGUCGCAGCUCAAGAAGCAUGGCUUGAAGCAUUCUGACCUUAGGGAACACUACUGUGUGGAAUGUGAUAAAAGCUUCAAGACCGAAGAGACGUUAAAAUACCAUUUGACAACAACCGCAUCCCAUGUCAAUUAUAUGGAAUUACCGUUUCCAUGCGUACACUGUGAUAAAAGGUUUGGGACAAAAAGGAACUUGGAACACCACACCAACAGAAUUCAUCUCAAAGUCAAACCUUUCCCUUGUGAUUGUUGUGAAAAGGCGUACGUAAGUAACUGGGCGCUAUCGGAACACAAGCGUCUUGUCCACGAGGGUUACAAGAGACCAUUGCGGUUCCCUUGUCCUAUGUGUGACAGAGUUUUUGACCGCAAUCAAAUCUUAAAGGCGCACUUGCGCACGCACACAGGCGAGCGUCCGUAUCAAUGUCCGCAAUGUCCGGCCUCGUUCGGACAGUCCAGCGCACUCGGGACACACAACAAGCUGGUACACCUCAGACUCACCAGGGACGGGAAACCUAAGUCCAGCGUCAAAUGAAUUGACAUUGAAUUGUGAAUUAUUAAAAAAAAAAAAAACAUGUUUAUUGGACACUAGAUGUUGCCCGGGGCCUCGCUCCCGCGGGAAUUUUGAGAUAAAAUAUAGCUUAUAGUAAUCUUGGAUAAUGUAACUUUCUAAUGGUGAAACAAUUUUUGAAAUCGGCGCGGUAGUUACGGAGAUUAACCCUAUAAUAGUAUUAGAUGUCAGUUUUGUCACGAGCGUGGCAAAAUAAAUCAUAUCCGUGCAUU
Messenger RNA from Plodia interpunctella (Indianmeal moth), 2142 nucleotides. Its product is annotated as zinc finger protein 425-like. Gene Ontology annotation, molecular function: DNA-binding transcription factor activity, RNA polymerase II-specific. Gene Ontology annotation, cellular component: nucleus. The transcript has 13 exons. Gene Ontology annotation, biological process: regulation of transcription by RNA polymerase II. The coding region runs from base 131 to 1894 and encodes 587 amino acids. The record is from RefSeq and is a predicted model, not a curated record. NCBI's taxonomy places the organism in Eukaryota, Metazoa, Arthropoda, Insecta, Lepidoptera, Pyralidae.